Messenger RNA from Racocetra persica, 969 nucleotides. The record is from the annotation of a GenBank genome assembly. Lineage: Eukaryota; Fungi; Glomeromycota; Glomeromycetes; Diversisporales; Gigasporaceae.
GUAUCAUUACAUAUGAAAUGCCUACUAAACAUUUACAUCUUUGUUCUUUAGUUCAGGCAAUAUCAGAAGAAUUAUCUUAUUGCUUUAAUUUAUUAAAUGCGAUAAUUCAUGGUAAACGUGAAGAUGCUAUAUCUGGAACCCCUAAAAAAUAUGUUAAAAUAUACACAGAAUGUUGGAGAUACGGUUCUAAGUUACGUCCAACUAUUCAACAAGUUUUCAAUCAUCUAAAUGACAUUCAUUACAAUUAUGAAGAAAUUAUUACAGAAUCUGUUAGAAAUAAAGAACAUAAAGAGAAACCUAUUUCAAAAAUAGAAAAUUCAAAUACAACAAGUUUAUUACAACAUUAUAUUGAUUUGCAAUAUGAAAUAAUCAAAGAAUUAGGGAUAAUCUCUUCGGUUAUUACAACCCUCCAAAACGCUUUAGCCGAAGAUCCUGUUAAUUCAUCUUCAAUUUUAAACUUUCCCGAAAAUGUUCCUGAAAAAAUUCCUUCAAUUAUUACGAAGCAAUUAUUCGAUAAUGAUUUAUUGAGAUUUCUUUUCGAUUUAAAUAAUUUAUUUAUAUCUCAAUUUAAUCUUCAAGGAAUUUCAGAAAUUACAUCACCUUCGAUUGUUCAUUGCAUACUAAAUUAUAUAAAUGAUAGUGACAAAUGUCCAUUUGAGGUUUUCAAUUUAUAUUAUAAUAAUCAAUUUAGAUUUUGCUUUACUGGAAUUAUUGGUUUCUUUUAUGAAUAUGGAAUUGGAACUAGUGUUGAUUAUUAUAAAGCUUUUGAUAUGUAUAAGAAAGCCGCUGAUGAAUUUCGUUUUACCUAUUCUUUAAAUAAGGAAGAUUAUUAUCUUAUUACUGAUGAUUUAUUAAAAGCAAAUCAAUUCAUUGGAUUAAUCUCUCUCGGUACUCUUUAUAUAUACGGAAAAGGUGUUUUAGUAAACAAACAAAAAGCUUUUCAAUUAUUUUUAAAAUCUGUUGUUAGAG